Messenger RNA from Diatraea saccharalis (sugarcane borer), 644 nucleotides. Lineage: Eukaryota; Metazoa; Arthropoda; Insecta; Lepidoptera; Crambidae. The record is from the annotation of a GenBank genome assembly.
CGAUCUGUUUUUUUAUUUUAUAUUGGCUAGGAUAAACAUCUGUAAUUUAAUAAUGUACAUUCAAAUUAAGAAAUCAAUCAUGAUUCUGAGAGCACUACUAAUAGUAAAUAUAAUAGUAAUAAUAGGUAUAUGUAGAAUAUUUGACUGAGCCAAUUGUUACUUCCUAGUUUAAAAAGUUUAUAGGCAAGAUAGUUAAAAACAUGUAAAUAAAUAAAUAAAUUUUAUUUAUUUCAGACAAAACUUUGGAUUUUUCCCGAAGGGGCAAGGUUUAAUAAUGGUAGAAUUCAACCUUUUAAAAAAGGAGCGUUUUAUCUAGCAAUAGACGCCCAAAUACCAAUAAUGCCCGUAGUAUUUAGCCAGUAUUAUUUUCUUGACAGUGAAACUAAAACUUUCGAACCAGGAAAAGUAAUUAUCACUACUUUACCUCCUAUACCCACGAAAGGUAUGACUCGUAAUGACUUAGACGAUCUUUCGGAAAUGGCUCGCCACCAAAUGAUAGAAGUAUUUCAUGACAGCUCCAGAGAUUUAGUGGUACAAAACAAAAUAGUUAUUUAAAACUUUAACAUUAUGUAACUCUUAAUAAAGUUAUUUAAUCUAAUGCUAUAUGGAUCUUUGAUCUUCCUUCGAUACUGACUCACCGACAG